CUUCCUCUGCUCACAGAAUCAAGCGCUCUCUCUCUCUCUCUCUCCAGCCCAGGCUCCGGGAUAAAAAAGUCAAUUUUAACAGUCUAAUUAGCGAGAACUACACUCACUUAAAACUUUGACUACAUUUUUACGAGUGAACGUCAAUACUGAAGUGUUUGCUGUAAUUCGGCGCUGAAGAUAGUUGUUCCCUCUGCAACACAGCCGGUUGAUUUUGUGAAGUGUUAACGCAGAUCCAGCUUUCAGACGGAGGGGAACGGCGCCAAAUGUGCCUCUCAUAAGGCACAUGGAGGUUAAAAUAUCUCUGAUUUCUGGUCGGGAAAACGAGGAUAAGAAGAAUAAAACAAAAAGAGGGGAGUAACAGGAGGUGUAUGUUGCCCCUCACUGUAGUUUCCCUGCCACUACCAUGAGUUGGAGUUUCCUGACUCGGCUGCUGGAAGAAAUCCACAACCAUUCCACAUUUGUGGGCAAGAUCUGGCUCACUGUUCUCAUUGUUUUCCGCAUAGUGCUGACGGCCGUAGGAGGUGAGUCCAUCUACUACGAUGAGCAGAGCAAGUUUGUCUGCAACACAGGCCAGCCAGGCUGCGAGAAUGUCUGCUAUGACGCCUUCGCUCCACUCUCCCACGUCCGCUUUUGGGUUUUCCAAAUCAUUCUGGUCGCCACUCCUUCACUCAUGUACCUGGGCUACGCCGUCAACAAAAUUGCUCAUGCAGAGGAGCAGGCAGACAGUGGGGGGGGCAGGGGCUUUUCACGGAAGAGACCCAAGAAGCACUAUCUUGCUGGCAGAAAGCAGCACAGGGGCAUUGAAGAGGCCGAGGACGACCAAGAAGAAGACCCAAUGAUCUAUGAAGUGGCGGAGGAGAGUGAUGACGGCGGGACAGCGAAAGGAAACAGCGGCGACGGACGAACGAAGGUCAAGGUGCGCCAUGAUGGGCGCCAACGUAUCAAAGAGGAUGGACUGAUGCGGAUAUAUGUCCUACAGCUCUUGGCCCGCUCCUUGCUGGAGGUGGCUUUCUUGUCUGGACAGUAUGCCCUUUAUGGAUUCGCUGUGCCCGCCAGCUACUCCUGCUCCACCCUGCCCUGUCCUCACAGUGUGGACUGCUUUGUGUCACGGCCCACUGAGAAAACUAUCUUCCUCCUCAUCAUGUACACAGUCUCUCUGCUCUGUCUGGCGCUCAAUAUAUGGGAGAUGCUUCACCUGGGCAUAGGAACCAUCUGUGACAUCGUGCGCUCCCGCCACGCGCAGCUCCCCGGCGACGAGCUGUACGGGUUGACGCGAGGACAAGGAGCUCUUAAUGAGGCAGGGUUGAGCGGAGAGGAUUACAGCAGCUACCCUUUUUCUUGGAAUGCGCCGUCAGCUCCACCUGGGUACAACAUCGCCAUCAAGCCUCCUCUGGUAUCUACAGGGCACCACGAGCAACCACUACCCAUCACUGAUCUCACUAAUGCCAAGAUGGCGUGCCAGCAGAACCACGUGAACAUUGCCCAAGAGGAGCGGCAGCAGUACGCCAAUAAUGAUGAAAACCUGUGCAGAGCAGGGAUGGGAGAUGCCCCCAGAUGUGUUCAUAAGGACACUUGUCAGGCUCAGAACAGGCUGGAGCCUGACAGUCAAGCCUACAGCCAGCCACAGAGCCACAGUAAUAACCACAGCAAGCCUCACCGUGAACGUAAACACCGGCAGGCCUCCAAGCACACCUCCAGCAAGGCAGACACAGACCGAGGCAGCAGGAGCACCAGCAGUAGCAGCAAAUAUGGAGUCAUAAAGGGUUCCGAGUGGAUCUGAAAUAAACUUUUUUUUCAUUUUUAAACACCGUAGAUCUUUCUCAGACACGCAGUAUUUACGUUUGUGUGUCCAUACUGUGGACACGGCACCCAGUUUACAUUCUAGUAGUGGUCUAGUAUUCAUAUGAUUUAAAUAGUUGUACGUGAUUGUUAGUGUCAGGAUCUACCUUGUACCAGUCCACUGAUAGCUCUCUCCUCUGAGGAUCUAACAAUGAAUGUGAUUUACCCACGAAAUUAAAAACCUAAACAGUCCCAGAGAUAAUGAAUGGUACGUUAAUGCAGAUAUAUUACAGAUACAUUACAGGGAUUCUAAUGCAACGUAUUGAUUUAGGGCUGAAACAUCUCACUGAUUAGUUAAUUGUUUAAGUCAUUCAACAUUUCAACAUUCAUUACUAAUGGGACAUUGUGAUUUAUGGGCAUUUUUCUAACAUAAACUAAACAAUAAAUUGAUUAAUUCAAUAGUUGCAGCCCUAUUCUGAUAACAGUUUACACAAGUAUGCAAAGAAAAUAUAAUAAACAAUAUGUUUAUCCUGUAUUACAAUACAAAUUUGGUCUAAAAGCAUUGGGGAAAAUGGAAAAAAUAUUUAUUUAUGAUGAGCAUCAGCUUGUGCCUGAGACUAAGGUUUUAACAUAGUGUAUACACUGUAAGUAUUCAAGUUUAAGUAGCCUUAAACCUCAGUACAAGAUAGAUUCUGCUACUAAUAUGUAAAUGACAUUAAAGAUAAUGUAAAGGGAAUGAGAAAAGAUGUAACCCUUUAAGUGUGUGACAGACCUGGGUAACUGUUUGUUGUCGCUGUGUUCAACAUUAUAUUACAGUGGAGUAAAAGUAUCAUAAUAACUUUGUAUAUUUUGUUUAAUCGAUUUUGCAAGAAGAUGCUGGUGCUGUCUUUGUUUCCCUGUGAAUAUGCAGACGCUUCCACGCUAUUACCUAAGGUGCCUUACUUAUAAAAGUCUCGCUUCCUAUUGAUUCUGCAUCAUUUUAAGUACAGCUGUUGAUUAAGUCUUGUUUUCUACAAACUCUCCUCACCACUAUGGGCUGAAAAAAAGACAUCCUACUGUCUAUGUGACUAGUUUCAUUACCAUCCAUUGGUUAACUUUUGAAUAUUGUUUCUAAAUAUGCAAAAUGUAAUUGAUAUUUUCAUUAAACCAGGUUUGUUUACCAGCCAUAAAGAAAGAAAUAGAAUAUGUUUUCAGUAGGUAAGGUUACAGUGUUUGUGUAGUUUAUUUUGGAGAGAGAGACAGGUGUUUUUACACAUUUGGAAAUAUAUUGGUCAGUGGAAGUAUUUGGCGAAACCCUGUUGUUGAAACUGUUGUCAACGUCUUAUUGUCAAGCUGUUAAAAUUGUUGACACUUGUUUUGUUUGUUUGAAGUUCGUGCUAUGGAGGUUUUCUCAACCAGUUUUACAUAAUCUAGAUUUACAUUUCCAGGCCUGGUAUGAAGAAUUCAGUGUUAUUAAUACAUACUUUUAUUUUCAAAUUGAAAUGUCAUUAAGGUUGGCCCUUUGCAGUGUGCCAGUGUUUUUGUGAAAAAUAUUUUUCUAACCAAAAAGUGCAUGUUUUGAAUAAAGAAUUGUUACU
This is a messenger RNA of Morone saxatilis (striped sea-bass), 3356 nucleotides long. RefSeq names its product gap junction gamma-1 protein-like. The transcript is spliced from 3 exons. Bases 404 to 1780 code for a protein of 458 amino acids. Gene Ontology annotation, cellular component: connexin complex. The record is from RefSeq and is a predicted model, not a curated record. Lineage: Eukaryota; Metazoa; Chordata; Actinopteri; Moronidae. Gene Ontology annotation, biological process: cell communication.